Molecule: messenger RNA, 4410 nt
Organism: Dromiciops gliroides (monito del monte)
Lineage: Eukaryota; Metazoa; Chordata; Mammalia; Microbiotheria; Microbiotheriidae
Gene: OSTM1
Product: osteoclastogenesis associated transmembrane protein 1
Exons: 6
Coding region: 155-1183 (342 amino acids)
Cellular component (GO): cytosol
Source: RefSeq, a predicted model, not a curated record
GCAGGGGGCGGGGCUUGGCUCUGACGCUACGCCCUCGUGACUCUCGCUGGGACCGGAAGUGGCAGUCCUUGUCAGUGGUCUCUAGCCGUGAGGACCUAAGACUGACUUGAGGGCCCGCCGCAGCCACUCCUACGCGUGUUCUGGCUCCCCGGCGAUGGGCUCGAGAGGAGCCCUGCUGUGGAGGCAGCUGCUGCUCGCGCUCCUGCCGGGGCUUUGCCUGGGCCAGGACCACUUCUUCUUCGCCGCUGCCGGCGGGGGCGGCCCGGGCUCACCGGCGCCGGCCCUGGAAGUCGUCCGCCGCCCGGUCGUGCUGUCCGAGCAGCAGGUGCUGGAGGCGCAGGACUUGUCCCUGUCGCUGCUGCGGGGCCAGGGGCUGGGCCCGCUGACGCUGCCGCUGCCCCCUGACCUGCCCGAGCUGGAGCCCGAGUGCCGGGAGCUGCUGCUGGACUUCGCCAACAGCAGCGCGGAACUGACGGGAUGCCUGGUGCGCAGCGCCCGGCCCGUCCGCCUCUGCCAGAACUGCUUCCAGCUCUUCCAGCAGGUCACCGGCAAGAUGGACAACAUCAGCCGAGCGGUCGGGAAUAUGUCAGAGAGCCAUAAUUGUGCCAAAAGUCUCUUGAUGUCAGACAGGAUGCAAAUUGUAGUGAUUCUAUCUCAGUUUUUUAAUACCACAUGGCAGGAAGCAAAUUGUGCAAAUUGUUUAACGAAUAACAGUGAAGAACUAUCAAACAGCACAAUUAAGUUCCUUGAUCUGUUCAAUAAUACUUUGACAUGCUUUGAGAAUAACAUUCAGGGAGAUUUGAUCAGUUUUCUCCAACAAAGAAAUUACACAGAAGUGUGCAAAAACUGCCAGGAAAUAUACAAAAAUCUAAGUUCAUUGUAUAGUGAGAUGCAAAAAUUGAAUGAACUCAAGAAUAAGGCUGAACCUGGAACGCAUCUAUGCAUUGAUGUGGAAGACGCAAUGAACAUUACUCGAAAACUCUGGAGUCGAACUUUCAACUGUUCAGUUCCCUGCAGUGAUACAGUUCCUGUAAUUGCUGUUUCAGUAUUUAUUCUCUUUUUACCAGUAGUUUUCUAUCUUAGUAGCUUUCUUCACUCAGAGCAAAAGAAAAGAAAACUCAUUCUGCCUAAACGUCUUAAAUCCAGCGCCAGUUUCGUAGGCAUUCAAGAAAAUCCAAAUUAAAGCCAAAAAAAGGUGAACUGAAAGUCUAUCCCAUGAAUAAGUGGUAGAGGAAGCAACCUGCGCAGAGAGAAGAUAACUGUUGCUCUAUGUUUUCACUAACACUUCUAUUACUGACUGCUAACUGAGAAGUCCUAAUAUAUGUCAGAUUCUUCACUGUGGGGUUAUGUGGGGAUUUUAAGCUCAUUUUCAAAUGAGACUAAACUCUUCCCAUAGCUUUUUUAUACUUAUUUUGGAGCCGCUUUUUGGGUUAAGGUUUUUAUACUUGCCAUGUGUAGCAAUAGUUAUCUAUCUUGCAAUGUUUCUGUAUAGUAACACAAAUAACAUGUAAGAAUGGUCUUUGUUUAAAGAUAUGUGGAUCCUAUUUAACCCUUUAUAGGGCAAAUACCUCAAGUUGGGAAACAAGCAAUCUUGAAAUUUAGAUAUUUGAUUUAUAAUUAGCAAAUCCUUUUUUUUUAUCUUAAUGAUUUACAUCCAAGAUUCAGAGAAGGAAAUAAACUCCUUUUUAAUGUUAGGCGUAAGAAUUCCUUCAGUUAAACAACAUUAAGCCUAUCACUGAGAGAAAUAAGUGUGCCAGCCAUUUCACAUUUGAUAUAAAUGGAAUUCAGCAAAAGCUAUAAUUACCCUCCACUGCAGUACUGUUCGGUAUUUACUAAGAUGUAUCUAAUCUCGGACAUCUGCAUACAAUAUUUAACUAAAGUUUCUACUUUUACUAAAGUAAUUUUUGAAACUACUUAACUUAAAACUUUUCCAUUAAUUUGUAAAAGAAGACAAAUUAGUAUGUAAAUCUAGGGGAAAAUUAUAGUAAUUGUCUUGUUCUUACAUGCCUUUUAAAAACAUUAUUUAAUAUUAUGUUUUUGUCUUUAUUUUAGAACAAAUUGGUACUGCUCAACUACUGUAACUUAAGUUUUAAUAAUUCAGGGCAAAAAGAUGUUCUUUGCAAACAAAGGAGCUGUGUUUUUAAUCAAAUUUUACUGUUGGCACCUUAUUGCUUUAUUACAGCAUUAAAUCAAAUUAAACCAUAAUUAUUCCAUUCUAAAAAUGUAGCUUUACAUUGAAUUUUUAUGUUAGGCUAGUGGAUAGAUGUGGGGGAUUUUUGGAGUGGGGAGGUGGUAAAACAAGGGAUAUAUAAACCACUUUACAUAACAGAAAAAUAAGUGACUGAGAGGGAAUAUUUAAUUUACUCUACUAUUAUUAAACUAAUAAUACUUAAUGGCACAAACAUAAAUGACUCAAACAAGUAGUGCUUUAAUUUUCAUAAUUUUGUGAAAUGUAUAUGAUGUGGUUGAAAUGAAGUUAGAAAUUUAAACAAGCUUUCUUUUAAAGGUCAAUCCUAUUUUCUAAUGUUCAGUUUAACUUUAAAAAAUAGCUUAGUGUCAGUAUUUGGCAGCUGUUCUCAGGUUUUUAGAGUUAUGGCUCUUUAUUAAUGCUUUUUUUGCAUUUUGCUGUUAUUUGAUUUAAGAGAAUAUGAAAAUAAUUGUUUUUUUGCAAAAAUUCAUUUUUAGUAAAAUAGUAGGAGAUUUCAUUUCCAUGUCUUAGUUGUAUAUAUGGUAUAUGAGAGAGAGAAGGCUGAUUAUUGGCUCUUUAACAGAAAACAAGUUUUUGUUCUUUUCCUGGGCUCCAUUCCUAAACUUUCUGGAUUUGUUCAGCUGCCACCUUCCAUGCUGUUCCUAAUAGCAUUAUCUUGAUUUGAAAAAUCAUAUGAUUGAAUGCUGUUGAAAGCAAUCUUUUAUUAAUGCUAAUAAAACCAGUUUACAUGUCCAAAGCUAGAGAAUGACAGCUUUGAUACUCUAAAUAGUGGCUUCACAGCUAAGUAGUCAUGAAAGUCAUUACUUUUGGAUAUGGUAAAUAAGCACUUUAAAAAUGAAUGGGCAGCCUUCAUUUUUCUUCUGACUGACUCAUGUGACUUUAGAAAUGGCAGUUGCAACAAACUUUAGAAGUAAUCCUGUUUAAAUAUUUAAUUAUUGUAUAAUCAUUACAUAGUUCUACAUUCUGGGAAGCAUACAUAUAUGCUCCUAAAGUAUAUUAAGUUACAUUAACAUGGUAGGUUUUAAAAUAAUUUACCUGAAAGAAAUUUCAUACUGCUUUUGAUUAAAAAAAAUACUGCUGUUUCCAGAUUGUAAUUUCACAUUACAUUUUAUUGAGUUUUCAGAGACUUCUUUUGAAUAUUAGAUAUUCGUAUUUCAAUUCAAAAUAAAAGACAUUUAAAUUUGGGGAUAACAUUUUAAUUUAAAAAUAAAAAUUAUAUGUCAACUUGUGAAAUAUUAUGCAACAAUAUGUAAUACUAGUAGUUGAAUCCGAUCAUUUGUACCCUCUGUUUGGUAACUGUUAUUUCUAAUAGGACCAAUAUUUUUGUAAUUGCAUAUAGGUGGUUUACAUUUUCCACCAUACUUCCUUCUUAAAACUACAUGAAAAAAUGUUGGAUUUGUAUGGUUCUGCCAAAUACCAAAUACUACCUGUGUGACCUUAGACAAAUCACUUAAUUUCUCUGGGGCUUCAGUUUUCUUAGCUAUAAACUAUAAGAGAGUUUGACUAGAUCACCUCUGAGAUGCCUUCUGAUUCUAUGAUCCUUUAAUCCACUUUCCCUGGAGAAUAAUGUUAAAACUAGUGGUUCUGUUUCAUGCCAAGGAUCAUACAGGAUGAACAAUAUCUCAGAAAAGCAAAGAUACGGUAACCACAAGUGUCUAUGAUAGCAAAGUAAAAUUAUGUUCCAAGUCAUAGAAUUUAAGAAUUGGAAUGAAUUUUAGAGAUCGGUUGAUCCAACCCCCUCAUUUUACAGAUGAAAAAAUUAGGCCCAGAGGGAUAGAAAGACUUGCCUAAGGGCACACAGUCCAUUGCUCACAAUACCACACUGCCAGUCAUAUGUAUGUUUUUAAAAACAGAUGCAUGUUGAUUAAUCUAGGAACUUCAGUAUUGUUAUGCAUUUUAUGUACAACAUAUUGGAAAAGACAUUAUACUGUAUCAUAAAUCUGACUUAUCCAAAACUAGUAUGAUAGUUUUAAUAAAUAUGUUUAACUAAUUUCUGUUGUCUUAGAAUUUAAAAGGUUGGGGUGUGGAGUGGGACAAAUAACUUGGGUCAGCCAUUAUGUCUCAUUUUUUAAAAAUGUAUGAAUAUAUUUUGUUUUGACACAACAUUCCCUUUCUAGUACCUCCUCCCACAUAGUACUUUGUCUAGAAAAAGUUAAGCAAAACUCAUAUAGUGAUUGUGAAAAAUAAAACAUGUAACAUUC